Molecule: messenger RNA, 2298 nt
Organism: Hippocampus comes (tiger tail seahorse)
Lineage: Eukaryota; Metazoa; Chordata; Actinopteri; Syngnathiformes; Syngnathidae
Gene: setmar
Product: SET domain and mariner transposase fusion gene
Exons: 2
Coding region: 368-1255 (295 amino acids)
Cellular component (GO): nucleus
Molecular function (GO): protein binding; histone methyltransferase activity; zinc ion binding
Source: RefSeq, a predicted model, not a curated record
CGAUUUUGGUUUAUCUUGCAGGGCUUCCGUGACUUUUUCUCCCUACACAAGCGUGCCAUCUGCUGGGUUUCGGUUUUUAGUACAAGCAUUACUGAGAAAAAGACAACAUUGGAUAAGUAACGACACAAAGCAGAGACGCAAAUGGCUGGAGGGUUAGUGUUAUUAUUAUUGUUAUUAUUAUUAUUAUUAAUAUUGUUUUGACAGUGAUGUCUCGCUACAAAUUUCCACUGUCACAUAAUGGGAAGCUUCAAAAGAUGUAGUACAUGCAGCUUGCCGCUAGAAGGAGUGCGUCUGCUCUGAUAAAGCCGGAAAUAGCAUCUGCAUCCUUUGUUGACGGAAAUCAACACCAGAGUAACCCAGCAGCGCAAUGAAUAGUACAUAUGUGGAUUUGAGCAACGGUUUCGAGGAUGUUAUUAUUUCAUUUAAACCGGAUUCAAAUGAGCAUACGUUUCCUGUGUUCCAGUAUUCUCCAGUCAACGUUCAAGGACCCGGAUGCCCUGUUGACCCCAGUGAAGUUACACUUCCUGGCUGCUCCUGCCUUUCCCACUCAUGCAUCAGUGAGAGCUGUUCCUGCCUGCAGACCCACGGACAAGCCUACACCAGCGACGGCUCGUUGCUGAGCACGAACGUAUCGGAUGUCGGUCCCUCCACCCCAGUGUUUGAGUGUAAUGCCCUUUGUGCCUGCAGUGACAGUUGCUCAAACCGAGUGGUGCAGAGAGGGCUGAGACUACGUUUGCAGGUGUCCUCCACGAGCGGCAGGGGUUGGGGAGUGCGGGCGCUUCAGCGUAUCCCGCAUGGGACGUUUGUAUGCGAGUAUGCAGGCGAGGUCAUCGGUUUUGAGGAGGCACGACGAAGGCAGCUUGCGCAGAGAUCUGAGGAAAACAAUUACAUCAUCGCUGUACGGGAGCAUGCGGGCUCAGGCUCCGUCACUGAGACAUUUGUCGACCCGGCCGCAGUGGGAAACAUCGGUCGCUUUCUCAACCACUCCUGCUUGCCCAACUUGUUCAUGGUGCCGGUCCGCGUGCACUCGUUGGUGCCCAGAUUGGCACUGUUUGCUGGCCGCCAUAUCGAUGUCGAAGAGGAGCUGACGUUUGACUACUCUGGGGGCUACAGAAAUCAAACACCUGGACAGCCACGCUUGGCGCAAACUGACGCUGCCAUUCAGGCUAGUAGGACGCUCCAGAGGAAAGCGUGUCACUGUGGUGCCAACAACUGUGCAAAGUUUCUGCCUCUGGAUUUAUCCAUUUUAAACUAACCUAAAUUGCACGUUGUCCCACAUUGUGAGUCGUUGCAUUAAGAGGUAUCCUGUCGGUAAAGCCUGUAUAAUUUGUCCAGCAAGAACACAGGACACACUCAGACACGUUUUGUCCUCAUUUUUUGCUGUUUGGUCUCGUAAUGUGGAGGGAACUCCUUGACAUGUCCUUGCCCGGUCUUUCUCAGGCAUCGGAGAAUGUUUGUUCUGUGCAGAAAUUCAGUCAGCAUGUCCGAGCACACAAUAUCCUGUGCUUGUCAAGAGCGGGACGACUGUGAACACUGGCACAUGGUAACUAGGUUUCAUUUACUAUCAGCAGUGCUCAUAUGUUAGAAUGACAGGAAAAGCCCGGUGCCAUGAAAUAAUUUGUCCUUCCCCAAAGCAAAACCUCGAGUGUUAAUAAAUACUCUCAUUUAUGUCACCCGCAACCAUCUCGCGGCUUCUCAUCCCUCUUGAGCUCCCGAAAGGUGGGACCAAUUAAAACGGGCUCGGGGAUAUUUUGAUAUCGAAAUAAGUUUUAUUCCCCAGUCAAAAGGAGGAGGAGGAGGAGGAGCGUCCCACUUUAGUAUGACUACCAGUACGUCUCAAAUGAGGCCCUCCUCUCAAUGUGGCCCAUUUUUGUGCUUGACCCACUUUCCUCUUAUUAAUAUCAACAUCUGGGUUAAUUAGAAUCUCUUUCAUGCAGAAAUGGGACCAUUGCUCCAGCCACACUGGGCCUGGGAGACAGGAGGAUGUAGGAGUGGACACACACGGGGGCUGAUUAUUUUCCAUCUCGUCAGAAGAGUGAAAUUUGUCAAAUUUGUAUUUUCUCCUUGCGUGGUCUUACCUGUGCACAGCAAUUAAAAAAAAAACAAAAAACUUCAGAUCAGUUUUUUCACCCCCUGACCACACUCACCAUUUCUCUGGACAGUUGACCCCAAGUAUUUUAAGUUCGCCGGCCUCGCUUGUCCCUGUAGCCACGCUCACCCCAUGCCCGUUUGGAUAUGAAUGUAUAGAACUUACUGGCUCAAACGGUAGUCAUUAAAAUUGAACGCAUAAUUCGUGAA